AUGGGGAUGGGGGGCAAGAAAACUGGAGAAAAAUAUUCCUCUGGCGGGGCGUCGCGUGGAGGUCGAGGUCGCCGGCGCGGCCGAGGGUGGCGCGUGCGCCGGAGGCGGCGGGGGCCUGCUCCUGAGGGCGUGAAGAAAGCCCCGCAG
Gryllus bimaculatus (two-spotted cricket) is the source of this 147-nucleotide messenger RNA. Lineage: Eukaryota; Metazoa; Arthropoda; Insecta; Orthoptera; Gryllidae. The record is from the annotation of a GenBank genome assembly.